AUGGCCGGAGCACUCAAGCUGAAAAACAAGGCCACCAGGAGGACUCCCAAGACCCAGCGCCGCCACAAGCUGCUCAGCAACGCCCAGCGAUCAGUCACCAAGCAGAAGCGAACCACCAACCCGAAACCGCUGGCCAUCCUGAUCGCCGAGCAAGAGAUCUUGCAACUGGGCGUCGUAGGCGGACAACGGGCCCCGCGCGAAGGAUGGUGCAGCUUCUGCUCCCGAGAGGGCGGCUUCGACGACCUCAAGGGGAACAUCGUCCGCGGCGAGAUCCCCAUCUCGCUCAUCGCCCACUCGCUCAACUCCUCCAACGACCCGAACCCCAUCGACCCGCUCCCAGGCUCCUCCUCAUCCCCCGCCGCUGCGCCCCGUCGCAGAGGCAAGGGCGAAAUGGUCAGCUGUUGGGAAUGCGGACAGAGCGGCCAUUUUAGCUGCAUGGAGCUCAACAACUUGACCAUCAAAAGCCACGUCAAAUCCUACCCGUGGCUCUGUCUAGAAUGUAGACGGUGCCAUGGGUGCGACAAGAAAGGCGACAACGACCACAACAUGCUGUUAUGUGCAGUGUGUGAUCGCGGCUGGCAUGGCGAAUGUCUGAAUCCGCCUCUAAAAAUCGUACCUUCUGGCGACUUUACAUGUCCCUUCGACCACCAGUCCACCCAAUGCAUAUCGCCGCUUCCAGACUCACUCACCCUCCCGCCUCUUUCGCCCGCCCAGCGCGCCGCCGCGAGCUUCCCGAUCGCCGCCAACAACACGCCGCUCAAAGCAAAUCCGACGAAAGCCAACAACAACCGGGCAACUGUCACCAAGAAACGCAAGAUGAAAUGCUUGCGGUCGGAUGACGAUGACGAGAGCUUGGGCUCUUUCGAGAAGGACGGCGCCGAGCCGACGGAGAUCCGGGCGUCUAAGAAGAUUACUACUGCUGGUAAACCCAGGAAUGGAACCAAGGCUACAGCCAAGCGUCUUCUUACAACUUCGAGUAGUCUUUCGCCGCUGAGGAAGCAAACCUCGAGCUCUACUCUCGAUCCACUCUCAAUUCCAGCAGACGGAUCAGAUGGGAAUAUGGAUGAUGCACAAGAUGAGGGCGGAGAAGGACUCUAUCCAGCCAAGCAGUCGAAUCCGUUCGAAGGUGUGCUCACCGAGGAGGAAGCGGCGAUUGGUGAUCGGAUCAUCUGCGAAGAGGACCUGUUAAGGUUCAAGCAAAGUCUGGAAAGGUCCAAGGUUCGCAUGGAGGCUUUGGCUUCCGAAUCCGCCGAAAAGACUUCUGCCCCUUCGCCCUCUAUGGCUGCAGGGCCGUCCCCAUCGAGCGGCAGCCUGGAGGUUCCACGGCUAGCGGCCGUCCGGGACCGUCGAAGCGGCGUGCCUGGCACAAGUCCAUCCAGAGGAGGACGGAUGACGCCGACAGUCUCUACGCCCGAGAUCGAGGUGGAUGAAGUCUCCUCGAACUCAUCCACCCAUCCCGAAGAACCUGUCAAGAAGAAAGACCAGCCAAUCAGGAAGAGCAGAAGGGGGGAAGUCCAACCGACCAGCAUCAUCAAGUCGAUCCGCUUCGGAGAGUACGAGAUCGACGUGUGGUAUCAGGCGCCCUACCCGGAAGAGUACUCGAAGCUGCCCGACGGGAGACUGUGGAUCUGUGAGCGAUGUCUGAAGUACUUCAAGACCGAGUUCGAGAUCUCGCGACACCGGAUGAAGUGCAAGAACUUCUACCCCCCGGGGGACGAGAUCUACCGGGAUAACGACGAGUCGCAUGGGGUGCGGAUCCAGAUCUUCGAAGUGGACGGACGGAAGAACAAGAUGUAUUGCCAGAACCUCUGUCUCCUGUCGAAGAUGUUCCUCGACCACAAGACGCUCUACUACGACGUCGACCCCUUCCUCUUCUACGUCAUCACCCAGACCCCUAUCUCUCCCACGUCCGACUCCUCUGCGCCCGCUGAUCCCCGCUGCCAGUUCGUCGGCUACUUCUCCAAGGAAAAACGCAGCCCUACUAACAACGUUAGUUGUAUUAUGACCCUUCCUGUCCUUCAAAGGAAGGGCUGGGGUAACUUGUUGAUCGACUUUAGUUAUUUAUUGUCGAAGAAGGAGAAAAGAGUAGGGACGCCAGAGAAGCCGUUGUCGGAUCUAGGUCUGCUGAGUUACCGCAACUACUGGACCCUAACGAUUGCGAAGUUCCUCCUGAAGAGUGAUCCGAAGGACCAAGUGACGCUGGAAGACAUCGCGAACGAGACGUCGAUAUCGCUGCUGGAUGUGUACUACACGUGUCGACACAAGCGGUGGAUCGAGGACGUGAAUCCGACGCCGGUCUCCACGGCGCCCGUCGCGGCGGCAGCGCACACGCCGGCGCCGAAGCGGAAGUCGCACAACUGGAACGGGCGGCGGAAGGUGCCGGCGCCGGGGACGACGAUAGUGCACCAGGGAUCUCCAGGGGUGGUGGGGGAGAACCAGGGGCCGCAAGCGGGCGGCGGGGCUGAGAAGGGGACGGGGGGCGGGCCGAAGCUGGUCAGUGAGCGGGAGAUCCCGAAGCACUAUCGGAUCGUCUGGACGCCUAGCGAGGUGGGCGAGCUCGUCGACAGGGCCGCCCAGAAGGGGCUGCUCCGGCUGCGCCCGGACAAGCUCCGCUGGUCGCCCUUCCUCGCCGCCCGGGCCAACAGUCUCUCCAUCGACAUCAGCCCCAUCGCCAUCCCCCUCGUCCCCGACACCGACCCUUACCUCCCCCCGGCCUCCUCCAUCAUCGCCCCUUCGUCCGCCAUCCGCGCCGGCCCCAGUCGCCCCUCCGUCGUCGACCUCGCCCGCAAUAAGCUGCUUCUCGAACGCACGAAUAGACUCACUCUCCCCGCCGACGCCGCCUCGCUCGGACCCCAGAUACCGAUCCAUUCGCUCUCCCUGCAGCCGCUCCAAUCGUCCAUCAACUCUUAG
Puccinia triticina is the source of this 2910-nucleotide messenger RNA. RefSeq lists its product as uncharacterized. Gene Ontology annotation, molecular function: histone acetyltransferase activity. The transcript has 8 exons. The record is from RefSeq and is a predicted model, not a curated record. The coding region runs from base 1 to 2910 and encodes 969 amino acids. NCBI's taxonomy places the organism in Eukaryota, Fungi, Basidiomycota, Pucciniomycetes, Pucciniales, Pucciniaceae. Gene Ontology annotation, biological process: regulation of DNA-templated transcription.